This is a messenger RNA of Dinoponera quadriceps, 3358 nucleotides long. RefSeq names its product scm-like with four MBT domains protein 1. The transcript is spliced from 7 exons. The record is from RefSeq and is a predicted model, not a curated record. Bases 211 to 2931 code for a protein of 906 amino acids. NCBI's taxonomy places the organism in Eukaryota, Metazoa, Arthropoda, Insecta, Hymenoptera, Formicidae. Gene Ontology annotation, cellular component: nucleus. Gene Ontology annotation, biological process: regulation of DNA-templated transcription.
UGGCCUACUGCGUCGCGAGCGUCUCCGUACGUUCUCACGAAUUACGGAAGCAACCUCUAUCGUGCCGGAUCAUUUACUUCAAGGUGGAAUCGUAGAAAUAGUUUCGAUUUGCUUUGCCUCCUUUAUUUCGCAGAACGUAGGGACCCCUUCAUCGAUAAUGCACUAAAUACGUGAUACAUAUUCCGUUGAUUAACUUAAGACAGAGAAAUUAUGGAAGCGUGCGAGAAUCGCACACAAGAAAAUCGAGCACAGGAUGGCGAAUAUGGAUUCGUUUGGCAAGAUUAUCUUGAUGCCACAGAAAGUAUGGAAGUCCCGCAAAUUAUGUUUCCUCACGUCGAAUUGACACUGCAGAAUAAUAUUGAAAUUGGCAUGGCAUUAGAGGUACCAGUGCCAAAGAAUGAUAAUCAACAGGAGACAUAUUGGGUGGCAUACAUUGUCAUGGCCUGUGGGCCUUUAUUAAGAUUGCGUUAUUUUGGUGGUGAUGACAGGUCACUAGAGUUUUGGUUUAAUCUUAUGAAAGAAGCUGGCCAUGAAAUUGGCUGGAGUUUAAAAAACAAUAAAAAUUUAGAGCCACCUGCCUCUAUACUUGAAAGAUCACCAGAAUGCGUAGACAAGCUGCACGAGUUUCUUGUAACAGCACGUGCACUUCCAUCUGAGAUGUUAACGGGGAGCGGUCUCAGUAUGACGGACAGAAUUCAACAGGGUAUGAAGGUGGAGAUAAGCGAUGUUUUACAUCCGUAUAAAUUAUGGGUAGCUACGAUUAUUGAAAACAUUGGAGGACGUCUUUUGUUACAAUACGAUACGCCGGGUUCCUCCCGCAAAAAUUUCUGGAUAUUCUGCACAUCCGAGCGUCUACAUUCAUACGGAUUUACAUCUAAAUCGAAUUCUACAUGGUUCUUGGAACCACCCACUUCGAUAGUCGACUUGCACACAUAUGAAGAAUGGAAAGAUUUGCUAGAAUCCAAACCAAAGGAUUGCGAGCUACCGGAAGAAUUGUUUAAUAACAAUGUCGAUCAUCCGAAGCAUAGUUUCCAAGUUGGAAUGAAAGUGGAAGCCUUGUGUCCGGCAGGUCAAACAAAAAUCUGCCCAGCUACCGUAUCAAAAGUUUUUGACGAUACAUAUUUUCUUGUGAAUAUGGAUGCGUAUACUGGUUGCUCGAACGGACCCGAAGAUGCACCGGUAUCCAGUAAUUCGGAAAACAAUACGUGGCUGUGCACCGUAGAACAUCCAUAUAUAUUUCCAGUUGGAUGGGCAGAAAAACAUAAUAUCAAGAUUACUCAACCGCCAGGUUGGACCGGAAAGACUGAGAACUUUGACUGGAAUGAGUAUUUAGAAACGUUCCAUACUGGCGCAACACCCGAAAGCUUGUUUAGUGCUCGCGAGAGUGCUGCUGAAGCAGGCUUCGAAUGCGGCAUGAGACUGGAGGUUGUCGACCCAGAACACGAAGAUGUGAUAUGCGCCGCUCACAUCACUAAGAUCGUCGACAACCUCUUGUGGGUAAAAUUAGACAAUUACGAAAAUUGCCGGCCAGAUCAUGUGGUCGACAUGCAUUCCUUGAAGAUCUUCCCUGUUGGAUGGUGCGAGUCGAAUCACUAUCCGCUGAAACCACCAAGAGAUUAUGUCGAAGUGUGUAAAAAGCUGCAGACACCGGUAAAAGAGGAGAAGAACAAUAUCUUGGAUAUACCGAUAUCCGAGCCACGAUCUUCGCUCUGGUGCCCGAAGAUAUAUUUCAACUACCGUUGCUUCACAGGCCCGAUGAUCUCAAAGGGCAAACUAGCGACUCUUCCCAAGGCAGUAGGACCCGGACCAGUUGUAUUGGUUAUGCGGGAAGUCUUGUCCAUGAUUGUGUCCGUUGGCUAUAGAAGCGCUAGAAUACUGAAGGUACUUCAAUGCGACUCCAAACCAGAUCCCGGCUACCACUUGGAAGUCUUGAAGGCGAAGCACAAGAAUAACACCUACCGUGCGAACGUCGCCAUUGUUACGUCCGGGGAUAUGGUGGCGGAUUUUUGCCGGAGUAUAUGCAAGAAAUUGAUGGUGUGUCCAAAUUUAUUCGGCCCGCUACACGUCCCGGAAAACCAAUGUCCUGAUGAAUGCUAUAAAACAUCCAAGACAAAGUACACAGCUUCGGUUGGGACUGGAAAGAGAGGGAAACCGAAGGGAUACACGAGUAUCAUGGUGCAAAAGCCGAAGCCCUGGGGCAGAAGGCGUAAAAGGAGACGAGGCAGAUGGGCGAACAAACAUAAGGAGGCUCAUGACGAAGACGACCACGAGGAGGAAAUGCCGUUUAUGUCGUUGGAUCUGGCAAAGCAUGUCUCCGAGAGCCUCGAAGAAACAUACGAAGGAAGACAACCGCUCUCGGAAAUAGAUAUCAUGAUACAGAAAGGAUUAGAGAAGUCCGACAAAUCGGACGAUUUUAAGACUGAAACGCCUUCCAGCAAUGUCUCGGAAGAUUCUGGCAGUUCGUUCAACGACAGGAAGCCGAAAGACAGGGUGCCGUGCAGUCCGCCCAGUCUGAAUACUAAGCAACAUUCCACGAAAUUCAGCCAAAAUUCCGGGAUCAGGGGAAAUCUUAAGAGGGAACGAGAUUGGGACACGAGCAUAGAAUCCGAUUGCUCCGAGGCAGACGCCGAAUACGUGAGGAUGCAGAAAACGCAACGGCGACCGAAGACGCGAAAACUUGAAUCGAAUCCUUUAUUCUGGUCCGUAGACGAUGUGUUUCGGUAUCUUAGAAAAACGAGCGACUGCAAAGAUCUCGCGUAUCGCGUCAAGGAAGAAGAAAUCGACGGUCUCGCAUUUCUACUGUUGAAUCUUCCGUCUCUUACUCAACAUAUGAAAUUGCGAACAAGCUCAGCUAUGAAGCUGUGCCGGCAUGUGGAACAAGUUAAGGUCACAUUUUUCCUGCGGCAUAUUAAUGAAGCAAAGCCUGAGUAGUACCAAAUUGUCCAACUAAUUGUUUCGUGAUAUAAUUUUUUUCCUUCUAUCGUGACAUAUAAAUAUGUACAGUGCAAUGUGUACAGUUAUAUAUGAUCACGAAGUAAAGCAAAAAAACGUGUAUAUUAUAUUUAUAUAGCGUAACAUAUAUAUUAUUAAUUUAUGAUAUUGGAAUAUAAGAACAUUGUAUUUUUAAGUGUAAAUGUUAUUUUUAAGUAAUUAAGGAGUGAUACGCAAAAAACUGCAUGCUAUUUUAUUCAAACCAACAGUAUUUCUUGAUGCAAACUAAAUUUAUAUUGUCCCUAUUUAAUUAUUAUUGUUGUUAACUUUGUAAUUAAAGUAGCAGAUAUAAAAAGUAAAGCUGAUUUCUCAAUACUCAUUUAUGUUCGGCAGGUCACAAUGCAAAAACUAUAAUCAUUUUGAAUCA